Messenger RNA from Anarrhichthys ocellatus (wolf-eel), 3033 nucleotides. RefSeq lists its product as uncharacterized. Gene Ontology annotation, molecular function: microtubule motor activity; ATP binding; catalytic activity. Gene Ontology annotation, biological process: microtubule-based movement. Lineage: Eukaryota; Metazoa; Chordata; Actinopteri; Perciformes; Anarhichadidae. The record is from RefSeq and is a predicted model, not a curated record.
AUGACCGCCAUCAACGGCUCCCUGUCCAACCUCGGCAUAGUCAUCACCGCGCUGGCCAAGAAGGAGAGCUAUGUUCCGUACAGGAACUCCAAGCUGAUCUACCUGCUGCAGGGGUGCUUGGGAGGAAGCAGCAAAACCCUGAUGUUUGUAAACAUUGCCCCCGAGCCAGACAGCUUUGGAGAAACGCUGAACUCUUUGAGCUGCGCCCGCCUGGUUGAUAAAAUCACAGAGCUGGAAGGAAGAAUAUCCACGCUCUACAGGAUCCAGGAUGCCGAGAACCUCAUGGACACCAUCAUCUUCGGUCCAGCACAAACCAACACAGCCAGCGACCGUGUGCAUGAUUCCAUCGCUUCCAGUCCUGCUGCCCCUCCUCCGGUCACAGCUCCUGAGGCUUCUUGGCUACGGCUCGGAGCUAAGCCCUGCAGCCGGAUAGGGAGACAUCCCUCUCCUACACCCCAUAACUUCGAUGUCCAGCUGAAGAAUAAAUAUGACACCCUUGCCCUCCACGACUUCCCUCCUCUGGCUAGGGACUCCCAGCUUCCUAUACCAUCCCACCUGCUGCCUCGAGGGACCCACAGCCCCGGCUCCCCCGACAUCCCUACGCCAUGGUCCAACUCCAACACUCUGCCGUGGAUCACAGCGGUUCAGCAGAGUCCUCAGCCUCCACACUUGGCUCCAGCUGCAGCUCUCCCCAUUCAGACUAUUGCGACAGAGAGGCUGCCCCGUUCACACCGCAUUCACAAAGCCAUAAACAAAAACAACCUCAGCUACAUCCCUCCCAGUGAUGUUCAUAUCGGCUCCCAGCACAAGUUCAUCAUCUACAACCCCACUUCAGUCAAUUCCAUCCCGUCUCUGUGGACUCGGCAUUGGCGUACCACCACUCCCUCAUUACGUCAUCAUAACAAACAGCACGUGAAUGCAGCCAACCUCAGAACCCUCCCCAAAACCUCACAACCAACCACAAAACACUCCAUGAAGCUUGCUCUGUUCAACACUCGGUCACUAAGCAACAAAGGCCCAAUCAUCAAUGAAUUCAUCACUGACAACAACCUUGAUAUCCUCUGUCUCACUGAAACUUGGCAAAAACACCUGGAUUACUACACACUCAAUCAAACCACCCCAACUGGAUAUCAUUACCUGGAUAAACCAUGCCCUGAUGGCGCGGUGGAGGAAUUGCCGCUCUUCACCGCCAAACUUAUAAAGACCAGACUGACUAACAUCGACAGUCCACCCUCAUUUGAACAGCUCACAUUCAAACUCUCUGGCCCUAAACCCCUGGUCAUUGCAAUUAUCUACCGCCCCCCCAACCCUGCCUUCCUCUCUGACCUAUCAGAAUUCCUCACCCAGCUCUGCUCAGUCUCACCUUACAUCAUGUUGCUUGGUGAUUUCAACAUCCACAUCGACUCCUCAGACUGUAAAACUGCCACCGGAUUUCUGGACCUGCUUAAAUGCUUCAACUUCACUCAACACAUCGACUUCCCCACCCACAACCGCGGGCACAUCCUGGACCUGGUCUGCUCCACUGAAAUCACCAUCAACCACCUCUCCGGCUAUGACCUCACCAUCUCCGGCCAUCUAGCCAACAUCAUGGAGAUCGACAUCCCAAUCCCAGAACCCAAACUCACGUGCACCAUCACUCUCCGAAAUAUCAAACCGGUCACUCCGGUCCGAUUCUCUCUCAUCUCCCCCUCGGAUCUCAAUAAAUCACUCUCUGGCAUGAAGACUCCGACCUGUGACCUCGACCCUAUCCCUUCCACUUUAGUUAUGGCCUGUCUCCCGGCCCUCUGCCCGCACCUCCUCUCUGUCAUCAACUCCUCCCUGUCUACUGGCUCCGUCCCUCCCGCCCUCAAACUCGCCUCAGUCACACCCAUCCUCAAAAAACCUGGCCUUGACCCCGACAUUCACAACAAUUACAGACCCAUCUCCAAUCUCCCUUUUCUGUCUAAAAUACUGGAACGCACUGUUGCCCAUCAACUGAAAACUCACCUGGACUCAAACCAACUGUAUGAACCAUUUCAAUCCGGAUUCAGAUCUCAUCACAGCACAGAAACUGCCCUCAUCAAAGUCACCAACGACCUCCUCUCCUCUGAUGAACACUCCCUCAACAUCCUGAUACUGCUCGACCUCAGCGCAGCCUUCGACACCAUCAACCACUCCAUCCUCCUUUCACGACUCGAAUCUGGCACAGCCCUCUCCUGGUUUAAAUCAUACCUCUCCGACCGUGCACAGUUCAUCAGCAUCAACAAAUUCAAGUCUGACACAGCCCCAGUCUCUCAAGGUGUCCCCCAAGGUUCAGUACUCGGUCCCCUCCUCUUCAUCCUCUACCUGCUCCCCCUUGGUGACAUCAUACGCCACCAUGGUCUCCAGUACCACUGCUAUGCUGACGACACCCAGCUCUACAUCUCCACCAAAUCCAUCACCCCCACCAUCCACUCCACCAUCACCAACUGCCUCACAGAUAUAAAAACCUGGAUGCAAGCAAACUUCCUCAAACUCAACACCGACAAAUCUGAAGUCCUCAUCAUCGGCCCCAAAUCAUUAAACAAUUCACACCACAACUUCUCCCUCUGCAUCGAUGGCAUCACUGUUCCUGCCUCCACACAUGUCCGUAACCUUGGGAUCAUUUUCGAUCAAACUCUCUCAUAUAAACGCCACGUCAAUCACAUCACAAAAACCGCCUUCUUUCAUCUCAAAAACAUCGCCCAUCUCCGUCCCUCCCUCUCCUCCGCAGCCGCAGAAACACUCAUCCAUGCCUUCAUCACCUCUCGACUGGACUACUGCAACAGCAUCCUGUACUGCUCACCCACCAAAAUCAUCAAUAAACUACAAUACAUCCAGAACUCAGCUGCCCGUCUGCUCUCCCACUCCCGCACCAGAGACCACAUCACCCCAGUCCUUCAAAACCUCCACUGGCUCCCCAUACAGCAAAGAAUCCAGUUCAAGAUCCUCCUCAUCACUUACAAAGCCCUCCACAACCUUGCCACUUCAUACCUUUCGGACCUCCUGUACCAUCACACUACCAACCGCAACCUC